UUCUGUUGCGCUUUAGCGUAUCGGUGUCUGAUUUAUUGCAAAUGUUAUAUGUUUCAAAUAGAGCAAUAUUUCAAAUUGUUAGUGAAGAAGAAGAAGGUAUUAUUGUUGAUACACAAUUUGAAUUUAUCGUUGUUUUUGCCAUGCUGUGAUUGAAAAAUUUUGUCUAAUGUAAAAGUUGGGCUGUCUAUUGAGCAACGAAUGUACUGUCAAAGAGAACUCUAUGCAAAGACUAAUUUUCUGACAUGUUUAUCAGUUUCCAAGGAAACGCUUCUUUGCAUUGGAAUUUUGUUCAUUAAGACAGUUUUUUACAGGCCAGCUAAGAAAUUAUAUAUAUCAAUAAGAUCAAAACUGGAAGUGUGACUAUUAUAAUUAUAAAUUUUGCUCCGGAGCUGUAAUAUGAGAAAAUUCAUAGAUCGAAUCGAUCGUACUUUGCAUAUGUUUUUACAUAGCUAUACUGACUCAGUGAUGCCACUUGAUUUAAAUAAAUUGAAAAAAAGAACAUCAGUCCUUGAGCGACCUAAGAAAAAAAUUGAUAGAUUUGAUGGAUUGUCAGAAGAAGAAAUACGGAAGAAGUACACGUUGGAAGAUUACUUGGAGAUGAAUUUAGAUGUAAUUUUUGUUGGGAUCAAUCCAAGUCUGAUGGCGGCGCAUCGUGGUAGAUAUUACGCGGGUCCUGGUAAUCACUUUUAUAAGCUGCUACAUGAAUCUGGCCUAACUCCAAGAUUUGUCAGCUUCGAAGAAGACUAUAAGCUCUUGCAAUACGGUAUCGGCUUGACGAAUAUAGUUACUCGUGCCACCAGGUCGGCGGCAGAUCUCAAGCGAACAGAAAUCAAGGAGGGUGCGAAAGUCGUGGAGGAGAAACUGAGACUCUAUAAACCUAAAGUUGCUGUAUUCAACGGUAAAUGUAUCUACGAAGUAUUUGCAAAUAUCUCUAGUAAAUCCAUAUUUCACUUUGGAUUGCAACCUGAACGUAUCGGCGACACCGCAAUUUGGGUAACACCGUCAAGCAGCGCACGAUGCGCCCAUUUCCCCAGAAUGGUGGAUAAACUACACUUUUAUAUGGCAUUGAAGAAAUAUUUACAUUUUCUCAAAGGUGAGAUCACUAACGUAGAUCCAAAAGAAUUCUAUUUCGAAGGAAAGUGCAAACAGUCUGUGCCCAGUACCUCCAAAAUGUGGCGACGAAAGAAUAUCUCAACUUUCUUGCAUGGGGGUAGAGUCGUUAACAAAAAUACUCUUUGUCAAAAUACAUCAGAGGAAGAUAUUGCAGCAAUUCAUACUAUGGAAUUUCUAGUAGAAAUGUCUAAUGAAAAGGAUGGUAGCGAAGACAAGGAUGCAUCUCUCAACAAAGACAUAUGUGCUCAAGAAAACGUCAAUAAAGCGUUUAAAGAAGCUGUGGAAAAUGAAGGGAUAAAGAAGUUUGAAGGUGUUUGUGAGGUCAACAAUGGAGCAGUAACUGCUGCAGAAUCAGAAAACAAAGUAACCGAUAACAAUAGAAAAGAAAAUUGCAAUGCUGUAGUUAACAAUACGUCCGAUAAGAAAACUAAGAUAGCAAACUCUAAAAAUAAUAAUAAAUGCACGUCUUCGAAAAUGGCCAGCAGAACUCUGAAAACUCAAAGUAGCUUUAUAAGUAAUAAUAAUAGAGAUAAUUCAUUGGACUUCAUGAGCAUAAUAAAACAAAAAUUACUUGAAAAAAAUAAUAGUGAUGCAUCUACGAUCGCAAAAUUGAAAAGUACUUAAAUAAAUUAUAUUUAA
Harpegnathos saltator (Jerdon's jumping ant) is the source of this 1752-nucleotide messenger RNA. RefSeq lists its product as uncharacterized. Gene Ontology annotation, biological process: base-excision repair, AP site formation. Gene Ontology annotation, molecular function: pyrimidine-specific mismatch base pair DNA N-glycosylase activity; uracil DNA N-glycosylase activity. Bases 397 to 1737 code for a protein of 446 amino acids. The transcript has 4 exons. The record is from RefSeq and is a predicted model, not a curated record. Lineage: Eukaryota; Metazoa; Arthropoda; Insecta; Hymenoptera; Formicidae. Gene Ontology annotation, cellular component: nucleus.